UCAACAUGCCGAACGUAGGAGUAACAGGCUAAUAUAAAAUCCCCCAGAUUUAUCACUCAGAGAAAACUCAAAGAGAAUACAGAAUUGGAAAAAGAAGCAGCAAAAUGGAGAAGAUAGAGCACAAAAUGGUAGAUGUAAAUGGCAUUAAUAUGCAUGUAGCAGAAUUAGGCCAAGGUCCAACAAUCCUAUUCAUACAUGGCUUCCCUGAACUCUGGUACUCAUGGCGCCACCAAAUGGUCUACUUAGCGGAGCGUGGCUACCGUGCCGUGGCACCAGACUUAAGGGGUUAUGGAGAUACUACAGGUGCACCUGUUAAUGACAUUUCAAAGUUCAGUCUCUUUCACCUUGUGGGUGAUCUUAUCGCACUGCUUGAAGCCAUAGAUCCAAAUAAAGAUAACGUGUUUGUUGUUGCUCAUGACUGGGGUGCCGUAAUUGCUUGGCAUUUAUGCCUCUUUAGGCCAGACAAAGUUAAGGCGUUGGUGAAUUUGAGUGUCCAAUGGACAGGGGCUCAAGUUAAAGUUCCAACCAAGUUUAUCGUUGGUGAAUUCGACUUGGUUUAUCGUAUACCGGGUGCUAAAGAGUACAUACACAAUGAUGGAUUUAAGAAAGAUGUUCCAUUGUUGGAGGAAGUUGUGGUUGUGGAAGGUGCAGCUCACUUUGUCAACCAAGAAAGGCCAGAUGAGAUUAACAAGCACAUCUAUGACUUCAUUCAAAAGUUCUGAACUUACUCUUUUCUCACUACUACAAGUCGAGUCCGACUCUCUAUGGCGUGGACGCCUUUGCUUGGAUGGAGAUAGAUGUAUAAAAAGUGUGUUGUGUAUGAUUGUACCUGUUUUGAGUUUGAUAACUCUUCUAAUAAUUACUUUCUAAGAGAUUGUUCUUAUGGUUAUCACUUUUUAUGCUAUAAAAGAGUGCUCUUAUGGUGAA
Molecule: messenger RNA, 927 nt
Organism: Capsicum annuum
Lineage: Eukaryota; Viridiplantae; Streptophyta; Magnoliopsida; Solanales; Solanaceae
Product: epoxide hydrolase A-like
Exons: 3
Coding region: 105-722 (205 amino acids)
Molecular function (GO): hydrolase activity
Source: RefSeq, a predicted model, not a curated record